CACGUGGUCCCCGGUGGGUCACGUGGGGCGGAAGCAGUCGGAGCGACCGGGAGAUGCGCCGCUUCCAGAGGCCGCCCGAGUUCGAGGCCUGUCCGCAGGCGGCGCCCCGGGGGAUCGGCGACCCCUCCUCGGAGCUGUGGCUCAUCAAAGCGCCCGCCGACUUCGAGCCUCGUAGUUUCUCUGGGAAGAAGGUCCCGUUGGUUGGUUUUCAAUCGCUCAGGUCGAAAAUAUGCGAGGACAAAGUUUACAACGUGUUUGCCACGACAGGCGGUGCGGGUAACAUCUGCCUGAUCCUCCCCUCGGAAGCAGGGGGCAAGAUGGAGAGCUGCUCAGAGUUUGCCGGAUGCCUCACCAUCGACGAGAACUGGGAGGGGGCGGGCGUCGGAUCUGAGCCGAGCUCCAUCCCCACCAGCCCCACUCCCAGCAUCCCGCCGGGCUUGAAGCUACGGUUCCAACCCUUCGGGGUGGGCCCGCCGGGGUGGUCGCCCAGGCAACGGCAGCCGGCGCCAAAGCGCAGGAAGAAAAGGGCAAGGGAGGAGCCUGAGAGCGGCGGGCUCGAAACCAGCUCCCAAGCCACGGACUCGGAAACUCUGGGUGACUCCGGGAAAAAGAAGAAGAGAAGGAAGCAGCAGGAGGUGGUGCCGGAAGUGGAAACGGAUUGCAAGCCGAGAAAGCGGAAGAGGAACCGAGAUGAGAGCCUCCCGGUUGUGCCCAAUGAAUCAGAACACAAACACAAGAAGAAGAAGAAGAAGAAGGAUAAAAGUUAAAUUGUCGACUUGACGCCCUGCCGGGGACGGGGCAUCCCGUGACAGUUGGGUUGCGGAGGCACCAGUCUGGGGACGCUCUCCACCCAGCCCCUGGAAGUGGCGGGUUUCACUCCUGUAUCAGGCGGUGGGUGGCACCUGUGUCACUUGCUGGAGGAGCACACCCUCUGAUUCAGUGUUAAAUGCCCAUGUGAGUGUCCAUGGCUGGGCCGCUGCAGGAAACGUUCGCCCUCUACUCCAGGGUGACUCUCACCAGCUAUGUCAAGGGAUUCCAGCACCUCUGAGUGGACACUUUCUCAAACCAAGGGUCAUGUGCCAAGGUAUAGAACAAGUAGAAAGGGUUCAAUGGCCUCCCGCUGGUCCUUGUUUCCCCAGAUUGAAGGUGGCAUGUCAGAGGAGUCUCUCCAUUGAGAGCAUCGCUUGGAAGUUAUCACCCUUGGCCAAUAUCCAUCUGAGCCUGCGGUUACUGAAGAACAUUGGCUUUAAAGCCUCCCUCCUUGCUCUUGGUCCUACAUACAGAACUGUGCAAGACAGGCGUGUGUAUUCACAGCUAGGGUGCCUAAGACUUUUGCACAAUACCGUAGCAAUUUUGUUUAUUGCACUGUACUGCUGCCACAAAAAAGUAAAUUCCAUAACGUAUGUGAGUGAUGAUAAACCUGAUUCUGAUCUGGGUCUCUGUUGUAGACUGAGAGUGGGAAGGGGGCAGGGAGAGGGGAAUCGUGGUUGGGAAAAGGGGAAGGGAGAGGGG
Molecule: messenger RNA, 1512 nt
Organism: Hypanus sabinus (Atlantic stingray)
Lineage: Eukaryota; Metazoa; Chordata; Chondrichthyes; Myliobatiformes; Dasyatidae
Gene: polr1g
Product: RNA polymerase I subunit G
Exons: 2
Coding region: 54-767 (237 amino acids)
Biological process (GO): transcription by RNA polymerase I
Source: RefSeq, a predicted model, not a curated record